CAAAAGAACAGAGGCGACAUUAAUCUCAGCACAUACAAAACAUCCCAACCAGACAAGCAAGAUGACCACAGCCUCCUCUAGCGGCUGGGUGUGGAACAAUCACAGUGAUAGUUUGGAGUUCAUAGGCUUUGCUACAGAAACCGGAAGUGUUUUGGACAAAAGAGGACAAUCACGUGACCAUAUGAAGGCUCUUCAGCAAAGAUCGGAAUGGUUAGCUGAUGUCUGCAUUUUGAACCAUAGAGGGCGCCAGAGCUCAAGAAAGAGCCUAAGUACAUCUCAUUUGAAUGCAUACAGAGCUUCUGUACUGCAGAAACAAGGUGACUACGUCACUAUUGAAGAUGUUAAACAAGUAGCAGUUGCUUUACUGCAGGAACAUUAUUCACUGCCAAUCCCGCUCCGCUUCACGGCUUUACUAAAGGGUAACAAGCUGGAUGACGUCUUGACUGCUCUUCUUCUUUAUAUGUCUUAUUACAUUGAGCACAAAUCUCAGGAGAAAAUAGCUCAGCCUUCAUUGAGUUUGGAGAUCAACACUGAUCAUCAGAAGAUGGCAAAGACGAUGGCUAAAAAGGAGAUUGCCCAGAAGAUCCUAGCUAUCCAUUACUUCAGUCUAAUGAUGGAUAUGGAUAUGACUCAGCAUAUGAAGCAUCCCCACACGGCAUAUAAUAAGGGCCAGAUUGCAGGUAACAGAAAUGAAUGGCUUCUACAUGCGUGCUUAUACAGUUUUUUCUGCUGUGUGGCCUGGGUGGCGUUCGGCAGGAGGCACAUGACCAGCAUUCAAGAUGAGGUGGGACGACUUUUGUACUCUGACGCCUUCAAUAUGGCUGUCAGGAAAAAGGCAGAGGAUACUAGCUCAUUUUCGAAUGAUGAGGAUGGCUCGGCGAUGGUGGAAGGCUCUAAGAGCAUGCUCCAGAGGCGCCCAGGCCUCAGCAACAUAUUUAAUCAGCGCUCCCCUCUGAUGGUGUGUCUGCUGCCCACACCAAAAGAACAGUCACCCCAUCUGUUCUCCGGCAGGCGGGCUGCAGCGCUGAGCCCAGUGCAGACUUGUCGACACUUUGACCAAGAGGUCCUGAAAGAGGAAGUCCACCAACAGCUGGUCGGUGUCAGAUUUGGGAUUGUGGGCAAGCCACUGAAUGAGUUCAACCCCACUACCCUGCUGUGCAAUGGAGAUGAGGAAAACAACAUGGAUUUGGAUGAUGAACCAGCGAAUGGCACAUGCUAAAAAAAAAAAAAAAAAAAAAGCUGGAUUUGGAUUUGAACCUGGACUAAAAUCUGAUGUAUGAGUGAUGUUGAGUUCAAGGAAGCCGUUCCUCAUCCACAUUCUUUAAUAGCCACUCUGAAAAUCAAAUUAUAGAGUCGUCACACUGCGUUUGUGACAGUCACAGUGAAGUGUACUGGUGCCAAACACACACACACACACACACCAAUCACACUCUCCGACCAGGCUCAGUAGCAGAAGGGGCUUUGCCUUCGCCCUAAUUGGCUGCAUAAUCUGGGACACCAGGAGUAGUGUUAAGCCCUUUGAGGAAGACAAGGACACAAAGCAUGGGAAGCUUUUGCAUUGAGGAUGAGGGAUGGGGGGUGUGGGGGUAGGGGGUUGGGUCCCAACAUUUGCAACUUAUACAUGCUCUUGAUUGAAAUGACUUUUCUGAAUAACCUUCAUGCUGUUCAAUAUGUGCACGUGUGUGCGCAUGUGUUAAAAUUUCACGACUGCACGCUAAACUCCCCCACGCUCUCUCACUUCCUUCCUGUCAUGUGAGAUGCCAGAAGUCCAUGGAAACACUGUAGAAAGACAGAGGUGCAGAAUCUGGAAGAUCUAGAAAGCUUUCUAUGCAGGUUAUUACAUCUGGUACUUUUACAAUCAGUAAUUGUUACAUUUGUUCACUUCCUGCUUUCGUAAUAUGGUUUAAGGUUUUUUUUUUAAUAAAUUUAUAAAUUUUUGUCUCGUACUUUGGUAUAUGGCAACAAAAUUAAAAAAAAAAACAAAAAAAACCUUAAACCAUAUUAGGUUUAUUAAGUUUUGCUAUUAAGCUUUGCUUCUUCCUACUCCUUUUGGACAUGUGGAACUGUGAACUGAUUAUGUGAUGCAUUCAAUUGUAAUCUGAUGCAUGUUCAAAUGAAAUAAAACCAUUACCAUUACCAAUUACCAUAGCAUGUUUUUGGAAUAUGGGAGGAAACCGGAGUACAAAUAAAAAUAAAUACAAAUAAAAAUAAUAGUAAAAAUAAAAAUUAAAUUAAAAAAUUAAAAAAUUAAAAAAUUAAAAAAAUAAAAAAUUAAAAAAUUAAAAAAUUAAAAAAUUUAAAAAUUUAAAAAUUUAAAAAUUUAAAAAU
Messenger RNA from Doryrhamphus excisus (bluestripe pipefish), 2328 nucleotides. It is a transcript of the gene ppp1r36, whose product is annotated as protein phosphatase 1 regulatory subunit 36. Gene Ontology annotation, molecular function: phosphatase binding. Gene Ontology annotation, biological process: negative regulation of phosphatase activity. Lineage: Eukaryota; Metazoa; Chordata; Actinopteri; Syngnathiformes; Syngnathidae. The record is from RefSeq and is a predicted model, not a curated record.